CCUCGGGUCUGCAAUGGCGCGUGCAAAAGGAGGAGGUGAUGCGGCCGUCUUGCCGCUGAUAAACUGCUCCUCUGGCGCCCACUCUCCUCUCGCUGCUGGGAUGCUGACCAGGUUGCUGGCAAGAGAAGACCCGCUGCCCCAUGCCUUCACAGGAGUCUGUGUCAGACUCUGUGGACAUCCAAAUGUGUUCAGUUCCUCGUUCUCCAGCCAAACCUCCCUCCUCCUCUUCCUUCAGUCACUCAACUCUUUAGAGGACCUCGCGACCUCCGAGAGAGAGAGGGAGGAGGUUGAGAGAUGUGUGGAGUGGCUCCACUGUCUUGAGGUCUACUGCCACAGGUGAUGAACCUCAUCUCCACUACCAUUAUUUGCAAACCUGUUUACACAAAACCCCUCCCUCCAAAACACUUAUAUGUCGUCCUCCGAUCAGAGCUGGAGAGAGAGGCAGCCAUUGCUGAGGCAGAGAGACUACUGACUUGGUGCAGACUCCUUGUCACUCAUCUCCAGCCACUACCACAGCUGCUUCUCUCCUCUGGUCACCUGAGGUCAUGUGACAGUCACAUGACUAGACUCUCACUCCACGUUCACUGGACAUCAAUUGCCGUAACCUACAGACUAGCUCCACUUGUUGGCUGGAGGUGGUUUUUGGAGCAGUGUUCCCUCACUCUUUCCUGCCUUCUCUCCCACGCUGCCUCCAUCCCUCUCUCUUCCUCCUCACCCUGUCCCUCCUCUCUCCCUGGCUGUGUCUGUCUCAGAGGUCUCUGGAUCCUGAUCAGACAUUCCCUGGACAACUCUCCUGUCACUUCAUUCUGGACUGUGUUGAGCUCUCUUGUUUGCCAGACUAUCACUCCCACCCAGCCACACCCAUCUGACGAGCCUGUGUUAAUAUGCCCCAGUGACCCGGUGUUGUUUGGCUGGUGGUGUGUGGAGCAAGUGUCUCAACUGUAUGUCUGGACGGAAGAUGGGAGGGAGAAGGAGGGAGAUGGAGGGUUUGUACCGCACUGGGACCUCGUCCACCAUCUACUGCCGCUUACCUUCAAACAAGUCAGUCCCAAUACCUCAGUAAACACCCUCUGAACAAAGGACACUUUCGGUACCCAAGUGUCCCAUAUUGAGAGAUUUCCCUGUUGCAGGGAGUGAGAGAGGCCCAGCUGAGGAUGGCUCUGAAGGGGUGUGUGUCUCUGGCCCACGUCUGGCCCCCCGCCUCCUCCCUCCCCUGCCUCUCCGCAUGGGAAUUCUUCCACAGACACAUUGAUGACCAGUUUGUAACUGGGACAGCUGCUAUAAGUGAAUGGGCCAGUCCUGAAGGGUCUUUGCCAAGUCGCUGGUUCAGACACCUGGUGUCUAUAUUCCGUUCCACUAACACGCAGUCCCAUUCCCAUACCGACCUUAACAGCUUCCAGCUUUUUCUCCAGCUAAUAUGUGUUACCAUGGAGACCAGUGACGACGAGGGGAGAACCUGGCGAUCACUAAAGGGAAGGUUCUACUCCAAGAUACAUCGUCGAUGGCUGGGUGAGAGGAAAGGGGCGGGGCUGCAGAGAGUUCUGUCUCUCCUACUGAGCCUGGCGUGGGCUGGGGACUCCAGGGAGGUGGCACUGAAGACAGUGGCUCUGUUGACCCAUUCUGGACUGGCUGAGGCUGUGGAAUCAUCGGUUCUCUUCUGGAGAGCUAUGUUUGCUAUGAUGCUUGUUUUGCUGGAGAAGAAAGAAAGAUUGGAUGAUGUCAUCGCAAAACUGCAGCCAGCUCUCUCCUCGUUAGUCAAACCACACCCACCAGAGUCACGUGACCACCAGUGGAAGGCAGUGGGUGUGGUCUUGGAUGGAACGGUAGAGGUGAUUGAAUCUGGUCUGGAGCUUCGGGGCCGGGAAUCUGAUUGCACUCUCACAGGCACCCACUUCUCUGACCUUCUGACCUCUUGUGAGGGAGCCCAUCUCACCCGAGUGUUGGGUGUAGUUGAGUCGAUGUGCACCCUCCUCUCCUCCUCCUCUUCGCCUGCCGUCAAUCAGCUCUGGGUCACCUGCAGCCAGCCUCUCAUGUCCCUCUCUCGUCUCCCCCUCCCUCCCUCCUCCCUCUCCUCCACCCUCGCAGCCCUCACCGCACUCACCUCUCACAGAAGCCACACCCACAAUUUCAGCAACACUCUCUACCAAGAGAUAACUAGAGACAAUGUCUCUCCGCUGCUGGCCGCUGCCUAUCUGGGUCAUGUGAUCGAGAAUGAUGUCAUACGACAUCACAUCCUGUCAACUGACAAGGCUCAACUUCAGGCUCUGCACAUCUGGUUUCGCUGCCUGGCAGAGCUAGACCACACCCCUUCGGCCACACCCACUGGACGAUCUUCACUCUUUCUCCUCACACAACAGCUGCCGAAACUACCAAUGGUUUCUUCAUUGCUAGGCAACAAAGCCACACCCUCCGACCCAAUAAUCAUGCUGAAACUCCUCCUAGAAGCCAUGGAAACAUUGUACAGCAUUCCAGGGUUGGAGGGAGAGUGGAGAGAGAGACUGAGGAUAGUUCUGGGAGACGUGACCCACUACCUGGAGCCCAGUGUGAGCGGAGCCAGGGGUCCUUCUGCCAUCAGACAUGCCUACUUCACUGCUGGAUUGGUGGUUUCCAUGGCACCCAGACUGACGUACAGUCGAACAGACAGCCGCUGUCUUUUACCUCGUCUGUUGGACUGGCUGAUCCUCCCUCUCUCCUCCUCCUCCUCUCACUCUCACACCAGACCCCAGCCUCAGGGAGCUGCCUCUGCCGCCAGAGCUAAUCUGCACCUGUUCCUGACGGGUCUCCUGAAGCUGGGACCAGUCAGAGACGACUUUGUCAAGAGGAAAGUGAAGCAGCUGUUCUCGAGAUACUUCCACGACUGCUGCCAGCCGCGCAGUCCUCUCCUUCCUCCCUCUCAGAACCCCUUCCUGCUGGCUCUCAGACCGUGGUUUGGUACCAGUUACCAAGGAGACGGGGAGGAGGAGCUGGGACUAAUUAUGGAAGUGGUGGCCUCACAAGCUCUGUCUCUGCCUCAGCCAACCUCCUCCCUCUCCCCGACACUGAAGUUCAUCAAGAAUGUAGUGGAACGAGUUCAACGACCAUCACUACUUGUUACUAUGGCAAUACCUCUAAUUGGUCACAUGACUUCCUGUCUGUUGUCAUGUGAUGUGUGUACCGGUGCCCCUGAGCCUCCGGGGAUCAGGAGACUGGUGAUGGACAUCUUAACACCGCUGCUCACUGCCUGCAGAGAUCACCAGGAUCAUCUGUUGCCAUGUUCAUCUCUGCUGCCUCCACUAACAAACUAUCUCUCCUGUAAUUAUUGGACCAUAGACCACACCCACCUGACCACACCUCUCAAGGUCAUAAAAGACUUGUACCCUGACCUCUGGCAGCUGCUCGUUUCACACCUCACGCAGCACCACCACCUGAACUCUCUCAUUACCCUUCUUCUCUCAUCAUAAAAUCUUUAUUACGUACAAGUCAGAAUUAUUGUUCGGUGGAUGAUAAUAAAGGAC
This is a messenger RNA of Geodia barretti, 3494 nucleotides long. NCBI's taxonomy places the organism in Eukaryota, Metazoa, Porifera, Demospongiae, Tetractinellida, Geodiidae. The record is from the annotation of a GenBank genome assembly.